UUAUGGCAAUGGGCGGAUGGAUUUGGAUGGACGGCUGGAAAGAGGGUGCUACAAGACGAUUGGGCCAAUGAUCAAGAAGUCCUCCCUUUUCCCUUUGUUGUAAUCGUCCUUCGGGCUUCACCACGACAGCUAUGAGCGCCACUCAACAGACCAAGACGAACCCCAUGAAGUCGCUUCACAUCGAGAAGCUCGUUCUCAACAUUUGCGUUGGUGAAUCUGGUGAUCGUUUGACCCGUGCUGCCAAGGUGUUGGAACAAUUGACCGGUCAGACCCCCGUGUACUCCAAGGCUCGCUACACCGUCCGUACCUUUGGCAUUCGCCGUAACGAAAAGAUUUCCGUUCACGUUACCGUCCGUGGUCCUAAGGCCGAGGAAAUCUUGGAACGUGGUUUGAAGGUCAAGGAAUACGAACUUCGUGCCCGCAACUUUUCCGAGACCGGUAACUUUGGCUUCGGUAUUGACGAACACAUUGAUCUUGGUAUCAAGUACGAUCCUUCCAUUGGUAUCUAUGGUAUGGACUACUACAUCGUCAUGGGCCGCCCUGGUAACCGUGUCGCUCGCCGCAAGCACACCAAGUCCAGAGUUGGCUUUGCUCACCGUAUCAAGAAGGAAGAAUCCGUCGAAUGGUUCAAGUCUCGCUUCGAUGGUAUCGUCGUGAACAAAUAAGCUUGUUCUCUUUGGAUCUGUGCAUCAAUAAUAAUAAUAAUAAAAGCGAAUGCUUUUUACCAAGCUGUCAUUUGUUUGUGUAUUCAAAAAAAGCAUCGAUUGGGAUGUAUUCUAAGGGAAGGGGUUGAAAUUGGGAUAUCGUGUAGCCUUGAUAGACAUAUAUGCAGCUUAUGAGUGCUCCACUGAAU
Molecule: messenger RNA, 853 nt
Organism: Zychaea mexicana
Lineage: Eukaryota; Fungi; Mucoromycota; Mucoromycetes; Mucorales; Lichtheimiaceae
Product: 60S ribosomal protein L11
Exons: 3
Coding region: 132-665 (177 amino acids)
Biological process (GO): translation
Cellular component (GO): ribosome; cytosolic large ribosomal subunit
Molecular function (GO): RNA binding; structural constituent of ribosome
Source: RefSeq, a predicted model, not a curated record